AUGCCGCGGCGGCGGCCCCGCCGCAGCGGCUGCCGAGGCCGGAGCAGCGCGGCCAGCGCCGCGCUCGCGGGCCGGUCGUUCGGGGUGCUGCUGCUGGCACGCGAGUGCGCCGCGGGGGACAGCACUUGCUGGUCUGGCGACGUGACGCAGGAGCUGUGCUGCUCGGGCCCGCAGGGGAACCCUGACUGCUGGGACGCGGAGUACACGUUCGAGCGUUGCUGCGGGUCGCUCGCAGGCGGCCCGGGCGAGCCGUCGUCGGAGGUGGCCUCGCUGCGCGUGGAGUCCUCCUCGGUGCCGGCGCUCCCGCUGCUGGGCGGGGGCGCCAUGCCGAUGAGCGGCGUGGGUCUCUGCUGCCGGCCGAGCGCCAUGGGGGACGCGGUGCGGCAGGCGGUGGUCGACUACCUGCUGAUGGGUGGCCGCCACUUGGACGACGCCAAGCUCUACCGCAACCACGAGGAGGUGGGCGAAGGGCUGCGGCAGGUGUGUGCCUACCUGACGUUCCAUGUUAGGAACGAGGCGCUCGCGGACUUCUGCGAUGCCGCUGCUGAGCUUUUGGCGGAGUCCCGCGCCACCGACGACGGCUGCUUGCGAAUAGAGAUGCACCGGGAGCUGGACUGGGCGCGGCGCAUCUCCAAUGACGAGUUCUCGCUGCUGCUCAUGUGCCAGGAGUGGGCAUCGGCCGCCUGCUUGGAGGCGCACGUCGGAUCCGCCCACUCCUGCCGCUUCAACGACGCGGUCGUGUCGGGGAAUAUGCUGGUAACGGAGCCGAGCGCGAGCAUCUUCGGCACGCCCAUCGGCCCUGCGGAGGCGGCGAAGCUGGCGCAGCAGGCCGCCGAGGCCCAGCUGCGCGCGGGCAGCGAGCCGCCGCCCGCGGGCCAGGAGGCGGCGGCCUUCGAGCCGGGGGGCCGCGUCGCUGGCCCUUCCGCCGCGGGCGCCGCGGGGCGGGCCGCGCAGGCGGCCCGGCUGAACGCGCAGGGCUCUCCGACCAGGAGGUCGCCCGUGCUGCAGCAGAGCGCGGCCCGGCUGCUGCAGCAGUGA
Prorocentrum cordatum is the source of this 1038-nucleotide messenger RNA. The record is from the annotation of a GenBank genome assembly. NCBI's taxonomy places the organism in Eukaryota, Dinophyceae, Prorocentrales, Prorocentraceae.